This is a messenger RNA of Quercus lobata, 1112 nucleotides long. Its product is annotated as ribulose-phosphate 3-epimerase, cytoplasmic isoform. The transcript is spliced from 8 exons. Gene Ontology annotation, molecular function: D-ribulose-phosphate 3-epimerase activity. Gene Ontology annotation, biological process: carbohydrate metabolic process; pentose-phosphate shunt. Bases 255 to 935 code for a protein of 226 amino acids. NCBI's taxonomy places the organism in Eukaryota, Viridiplantae, Streptophyta, Magnoliopsida, Fagales, Fagaceae. The record is from RefSeq and is a predicted model, not a curated record.
ACCCUUUUGGACAAACACGCUAAAAAAACAAUCAAUUGCGUUCUUAAAACAGCGUUAUGGUUUCGCAGGUACAAGGCAGCCUCUUUUGAAUUUGGGAAAACGAAAGGAAAGUUAGUUUGAAAUCAAAGUCACGCGUUCUCGAAUAUUCGUUUAACGACAAAGAACAUCAGACAGAAGAAGUGAAAAACCUCCUCCGAUCCCCUCACACUCCUCUGUUUCUCUCUCAUCGCCGUACCAGGUUGCCGAAUCCUGAAAUGGGUGUAGCGGCGAAAAUAGCACCGUCGAUGCUAUCAUCGGACUUCGCCAAUUUGGCUUCCGAGGCUAAGCGUAUGCUCAGUCUAGGCGCCGAUUGGCUCCACAUGGACAUCAUGGAUGGGCACUUCGUCCCAAAUCUAACCAUUGGUGCUCCAGUCAUUGAAAGUUUGAGAAAACACACAACUGCCUAUCUUGAUUGCCACCUCAUGGUCACAAAUCCUCUUGAUUAUGUUGAUCCUAUGGGAAAAGCUGGUGCUUCUGGUUUUACAUUUCAUGUUGAGGUCUCCAAAGAAAAUUGGCAAGAACUAGUCCAGAAAAUUAAGGCAAAGGGCAUGAGGCCUGGGGUGGCAUUAAAACCUGGGACGCCUAUUGAAGAAGUUUAUCCACUGGUUGAAGGCGAAUAUCCUGUGGAAAUGGUCCUUGUAAUGACUGUAGAACCUGGAUUUGGCGGACAAAAGUUCAUGCCAGAGACUAUGGAAAAGGUUCGGGUGCUAAGAAAGAAGUACCCAUCACUUGAUAUAGAGGUUGAUGGUGGUUUAGGGCCUUCGACCAUUGAUGUGGCAGCUUCAGCAGGGGCAAACUGCAUUGUUGCAGGAAGUUCUGUAUUUGGAGCUUCUGAGCCAGGCCAAGUAAUAUCCCUCCUGAGGAAGAGUGUACAGGGAGCCCAGCAAAACAAUUGACAUGGUACAAGCCAAAUACAUCAUGAUUGGAUUGUAUUAAACUUAUUUACUGUGUGUACAUUACCUAUCUGUUUGAUGAAUUAAAAUUGCAAGGCCUGUACUUUCUAAAGUGUAAUAAGCGACACUUGCAAACAUUUUGGAAAUAAAUUUAUAGGACAAUACCAUUUAUUUCAUUUA